GGUCGGUGGCGGUGUUGUGGCGAGCGAUGGUGGGGGUGGAGGCGGCAUGGCCGGCUUUUGGAGGCAGAGCAGACCCUCCAGUCCCCGCAUGCCGCCUCCGGAGCAGCCGGAGCUAACCAGGCCUAAGAGCCGACACGAGCCGGCUCCCGCUAGAUACAACAACCUCGGUUAUUGGAGAGCCAGGAGAGUCACGUUCUAUAAAAAUGGCGACCCAUAUUUUCCUGGUAUCGAGUUCAGGUUCAAACCGGGAAGGGACAUCGGCUCCUUGGAGGCGUUGCUGGACAGGCUGUCCCUGCGGAUGGAUCUCCCGAGAGGGGCGCGACACAUCUUCUCCAUGGACGGUGACAGGAAGCUCACCCUGGACGAGCUCGAGGACGGCGCCUCGUACGUCGUAUCCAGCUACAAAACGUUCAAGCCGGCCAGCUACGGGAAGAAGAGCAACACCUGGUACACGAGCCCGACAGGCGGAGGAGGUAGCAGAGGCGGGGGAGCGGGUGGAUGGCAGAGCAGGCCGCCGGCAGUGGCAAGCCUCGGCAGGAAGGCUUCCAUCACCGACGAGGCACCACCUCCUGGCGGUGGAAAACCUUCCUCGGGACGCGUCAUACGAAUCGUUAACAACCACGACCAUACCGUGCAGUGUCGAGUUUUGUUGAACCUUCGCACCUCGCAACCAUUCGAGGAGGUGUUGGAAGACCUUGGACAAGUGUUGAAGAUGAACGGGGCCAAGAGGAUGUUCACGGUUUCAGGUCAAGAGGUAAGAAGUUUCUCCCAGUUGAGGAACGAAUUCGCCGACGUGGACACAUUUUAUCUGGGUACCGGGUCGGGGAUGAGCAUGGUGGGCGGCGUGUCAGCGUCCCCGGCGAGGAGGUCGAGAUCGCGAGGACCGUCUACAGUGGUCGAGGACAUCGGUCGCCAAAGGCGCGCCCGUAGCAAAAGCAGGCCCCGCGCUUUGUACGCCCCUGACUCAGACGUCGUCCGAGUAAACGAUUACAGCGUGGUGGAGGUGUUGAGGGACGAGCCAGCAAGAGUGACCAUUCGAGGGUUGAGAAGAUCGUUCUAUCCCCCCUCCCACCUGCCGCCCGUAGACAAUUCUCCCCCCGAUAAGAAGCUGCAACUCGAGUGGGUUUACGGUUAUCGGGGCACCGAUACCCGGCGAAACCUCUGGGUAUUGCCUAGCGGUGAAUUGUUGUACUACGUCGCUGCCGUGGCUGUUCUCUUCGACCGAGAGGAAAAUGCACAACGGCACUAUGUCGGCCAUACGGAGGAUAUCACAUGCAUGGAGGUUCAUCCGAGCAGAGAACUCGUUGCGUCUGGGCAAAAAGCCGGGAGGCACAGAAAAGCGCAACCUCACGUCCGCAUAUGGUCAACAGAGACUUUGCUCACGCUGUACGUGUUCGGAAUGACCGAGUUCCAGAUGGGCGUCUCCGCUUUAGCGUUCUCGCAGCUGAACGGGGGUAGUUACGUGUUAGCGGUCGACGCUGGUAGAGAGGCGAUACUCUCCGUGUGGCAAUGGCAGUGGGGCCAUUUGUUGGGUAAAGUGGCGACGAUGCAGGAGGAUUUGACGGGGGCAGCUUUCCAUCCCCUCGACGACAACCUUCUGAUCACUCACGGUCGGGGCCACUUGACGUUUUGGAACAGGCGUAAAGACGGUUUCUUCGAGAGGACGGAUAUCAUCAAACCUCCGUCCCGCACGCACGUGACCAGCAUCCAAUUUGAACAGGACGGGGAUGUUGUGACAGCGGACAGCGACGGUUUCAUCACCGUCUACUCGGUGGACGCUGAUGGCGCUUACUUCGUCCGUAUGGAAUUCGAGGCGCACAACAAAGGUAUCAGCUCCCUCGUCAUGCUGUCGGAGGGGACGUUGCUCUCCGGCGGUGAGAAGGACCGGAAGAUCGCCGCCUGGGAUUCCCUGCAGAAUUACAAACGUAUCACGGAUACGAAAUUGCCGGAGGCGGUUGGGGGUGUGCGCAGCAUCUAUCCCCAGAGGCCUGGGAGGAACGAUGGGAAUAUUUACGUGGGCACGACAAGAAACAAUAUUUUGGAAGGAUCCCUUCAGAGAAGGUUCAACCAGGUCGUGUUCGGGCAUGGGAGACAGUUGUGGGGCCUCGCUGUUCACCCUGACGACGAGGUGUUCGCCACCGCCGGCCACGACAAGAAUAUCGCUCUUUGGCGCAGGCACAAACUCCUCUGGACGACUCAGGUCGGUUUCGAGUGUAUUUGCAUAGCUUUCCAUCCUUUCGGGGUCGCUCUUGCUGCCGGCUCUUCGGAAGGUCAUCUUUUGGUGCUUGCCGCUGAUACAGGGGCGGCUGUGGCAACCCUCAGGGUCUGCGGCUCGCCCUUGUCGUGCAUUGGCUACAAUCCAACGGGUGAAAUCGUUGCGAUGGGCUCUCAGAACGGUAGCGUGUAUCUGUUCAGAGUGUCCAGAGACGGAUUCUCGUACAAGAAGAGCAACAAAAUCCGCGGGACGCAACCGUUGGUCCAGCUCGACUGGAGCUCCGACAGCAGAUUCCUUCAAACGGUUACCCAGGACUACGAUUUAGUAUUUUGGGACGUGAAAGCGUUGUCAUCCGAAAAGAGUCCGUUGGUGAUGAAGGACGUGAAAUGGUAUACCCACAAUUGCAUGGUUGGAUACAUGGUGUCCGGAAUGUGGAAUAAUCGUUAUUACCCGUUAACGACCGUUUUAACGACGUCGAGUCGAUCGGCGGCGCACGACAUGUUGGUGAGCGGCGACGCGGAAGGCUACCUGAGGCUUUUCAGGUAUCCGUGCACCAGUGCUAAGGCCGAGUAUAUCGAGGAAAAGGUGUACAGCUCUCUGGUGGCUUGUGCCAGAUUUCUUUACAACGAUCAGAACGUGGUGACCGUCGGUGGGACCGACGCAGCUCUCAUGCUCUGGGAGCUGGUCGACGAAUAGAAGAAGAAGAAGAAGAAGAAGAAAAAAAAGAAGAAGAGAAGAUCUCCUACCUCUUGUCGUAGAUAUUUCCCUUUGUGGCCCUCUGUCUACUAUUUACAGCGGUUUAGACUGUGUCGUUCGUUUGUUGAAGGAUUGGUGGCGAUCCGUCGUCGAACCUUUUUCCUUUUCACGAUACGAGGAAAAAGAAAAAAAAACACGAUAAAUCGUGUAUCUUAUUCUCAUUAAUGUGCUGGAUUAAUAACACGAGUCCAAUAAUUCGUUCGAAAAUGAAUGUCUGUACUACUAUUGCUAGAUACUUUUUAGCAAUUUUUACGAACGGUUCUUGUCCGACAUCCCUUUCGAUCGACUUCGAUAUAUAUAUAUCGAAUAUAUAUAUAUCGAGAUCUUAUUGUAACGUUCGCCGCCCGACCACGUUUUUAUCAUCAUUCAAAAUCCAAUUGGAAGGCGCGCGAGAUCGAUCGAUAAGGUUGUCCGUUCGAUGAAUUGUUUGUUAGCAAUAUUUGUUCGUUGAUGGAAUUCUUCCUGGAAAACAAGGAAACAUUUUUAAACGUGAACACUACAGUUUUAUACAACGGCAAUACAACUCUCUUUUCCCUGUUGAAAGUACUAUUACCAAUUUGUUAUUAUAACGGAGGAUAAACACUGUUUAUCACAUUUUUACCAACAGAGAGAGAAGGGAAUAUAGGAUCUAUGUAUAUAAAGUAUCUGUUGCAGUUGCACUUUCACUUUUUGAACAAUCUUUGUAAACAACCUCAUAUCAUAGCAUAAAAUUUCCAAAAACAAAAAAAGAAAAAAAAAAAGAAACAUAAUCCUCUUCUGAAUGAAUAACAAUACGUUUAUUCAAAUUUCUAUUAAUUUUUCGAUCAGAAUCCCUCACGGGAUACAUCUAGAAAAAAAAGAUCCAUUCUCCCUUCCUCUCCAAUUGUUUUGUCAUUGUCGUGCUAUACGACUUCUUGUAUACAUUUGAUAACAACGACGAACAAUAACGUUAUCACGCUACGACGAUAAUGCAGUACAUUAUUAAAAGCGUAAUGAAAACAGUACGAGUAGUAGCGCGAGUGUUAUAUAUCAAUUAUAUCCAGAGUAGGGAAAGUAAAAGAAAAAUGAAACGAAAAAAAAAAAAAAAAAAAAAAAAGAAAAAGAGAAAAAAAAAGAAACGAUAUACGCACGUUCAGGAGCGUGCAAUUCCCGGGGCGCUGGCGCCCCUUUGUAGAUUUUAAGCGACAAAAAAUAGUUUUAAAACGAGAAAGAAUGGCGAGAUAAUGAGUGGAGAUAAAUAUUAUAUAAAAAAAAAAGAAAGAAAAAAAAAAACACACGCACCCUUUUGUGAAUUUGAAUGAACGGUCAAUUUAUUUUCUUCGUUUCGAAGAGAUUUUUUUUUCUCAGAGAAAAAUGCUGUGUUGCGGGUCAACGCGCUUCUCCGUCAAUUCUCCCCUUUCUUUUCUCUUCCCUUUUUUUCGUUCACAUUUACUAGAGAUAAUAAAUUGAUGAGAUAUAUGAAAAUAUGCAGAGUUUAAACGAUACGAUAUAUAUAUAUACAUACAUAUACAUAUAUAUAUAUAUAUAUAUACAUACAUACAUGUAUAGGUAUAUAUAUAUGUAUACGUAUAGCGGUAGAUACAAACGAUAUGCACACGAGAAUCUUUCUCUCUCUCGUGUUGGCAAGCUAUGCUCGGGAUCGUCACUGCCAUGGCAUCGAGAUCGAAAUUUUUUCACAGCCUGCAACGCUUCAAGAUAUACUGAUUUUUCUCUGCGUGUGAGCUCUCGCGGGCGAUCAACUAACUAUUUCCGAGAGGUUAGUGAUCUCCGUCUCUUAAAACCGUUCCUCUUAAAAACGGUUCGUAAAUCUCUGUCAACCGAUUGAAAUUUACUUUUUAUUCCGUUUAAUUCUAUAAUUCCAUUUGAUUCAUACGUUAGAUUAGAUCCUUAAGGGAAUUAAAAGUGUAUAAUACUUUUGAAAAAAAAUCUUGAAUUACCUGCGAGUUCAAAUGAAUUUGUGUCAUGUGUUGUUUGUUGUAUUAUGAAAUUAUGGUGAAAAAAAAAAAAAAAAGAAAAGAGAAAAAAGAAAAAAAAAAGAAAAAAGAAAAAAAAAGAAAGAAAAAAAAAAAUACGUUUCAAUCGCAGGCAGAACUGUAUUUUUGCCCUUUCGAUGCAUCCUGAAACAAAAACGAAAAAAAGGAUUCAAACGAUCCCUCGAAUCUUUAGCGUAAAAUCAUAAUCUAACAGUGUAGAAAAAGCUAUCUUAUUACAAUAAAAUUCUGCACAAAUUAGAUACGAAA
Apis laboriosa (Himalayan honeybee) is the source of this 5190-nucleotide messenger RNA. RefSeq names its product echinoderm microtubule-associated protein-like CG42247 (gene DCX-EMAP). NCBI's taxonomy places the organism in Eukaryota, Metazoa, Arthropoda, Insecta, Hymenoptera, Apidae. Gene Ontology annotation, molecular function: microtubule binding. The transcript has 15 exons. The record is from RefSeq and is a predicted model, not a curated record. Bases 47 to 2911 code for a protein of 954 amino acids. Gene Ontology annotation, cellular component: mitotic spindle. Gene Ontology annotation, biological process: intracellular signal transduction; microtubule cytoskeleton organization.